Messenger RNA from Vicugna pacos (alpaca), 2170 nucleotides. The record is from RefSeq and is a predicted model, not a curated record. Lineage: Eukaryota; Metazoa; Chordata; Mammalia; Artiodactyla; Camelidae.
CCCUCUGGAGAGACCCGAGGUCCCCAAGGAGGAGAGCGGGCUGCCGACCAGCUCACGUGGAAGCACAGCGCGAAGUCCUUCGCGUGUGCGUGUGCGUGUGCGUGUGUGUGUGUGUGUGUAAGUCUGCUGCCGACGGGAGGGGAGCAGGGGGCGGAGAGGCAGGAGGGCGGAAUGUGGGCUGGGCCAAGUCUAGAAUUACAAGGGCCGCAGAGGAGUGGGAACCACACUUUAAAUAGCCAGCCCCUCCCCUCCCCACUAGAUAAUUCUCCCCUCUGACCGGACUUCUGGCAGCAACUACACGAAGGUGGAAUGGAUAGCAGGGUCUCGGGCACAGCCAGCAAUGGAGAAACAAAACCAGUGUGCCCGGGCGUGGAAAAGGUGGAGAAGGACGGCACCCUGGAGCGGGGGCACUGGACCAACAAGACGGAGUUUGUGCUGUCGGUGGCCGGGGAGAUCAUCGGGCUGGGCAACGUCUGGAGGUUCCCCUACCUCUGCUACAAAAACGGGGGCGGUGCCUUUUUCAUCCCCUACCUCAUCUUCCUCUUUACCUGUGGCAUUCCUGUCUUCCUCUUGGAGACAGCCCUGGGCCAGUACACUAGCCAGGGAGGCGUCACAGCCUGGAGGAAGAUCUGCCCCAUCUUUGAGGGCAUCGGCUACGCCUCGCAGGUGAUCGUCAUCCUGCUCAACGUCUACUACAUCGUCGUCCUGGCCUGGGCCCUCUUCUACCUCUUCAGCAGCUUCACCGUCGACCUGCCCUGGGGGAGCUGCCGCCACGACUGGAACACAGAGCACUGUGUGGAGUUCCAGAGGACCAACGGUUCCCUGAACGUGACCUCUGAGAAUGCCACCUCUCCUGUCAUCGAGUUCUGGGAGAGGCGGGUCCUGAAGAUCUCGGAUGGCAUCCAGCACCUGGGGGCCCUGCGCUGGGAGCUGGCCCUGUGCCUCCUGCUUGCCUGGGUCGCCUGCUACUUCUGCAUCUGGAAGGGGGUCAAGUCCACAGGCAAGGUGGUGUACUUCACAGCCACGUUCCCUUACCUCAUGCUGGUGGUCCUGUUAAUCCGAGGGGUGACGCUGCCCGGGGCAGCCCAAGGAAUUCAGUUUUACCUGUACCCAAACCUCACGCGUCUGUGGGAUCCCCAGCCCGCCCCCCGCAGGGACUGCAUCGCCCUCUGCUUCCUCAACAGCGGCACCAGCUUCGUGGCCGGGUUUGCCAUCUUCUCCAUCCUGGGCUUCAUGUCCCAGGAGCAGGGGGUGCCCAUCUCCGAGGUGGCUGAGUCAGGGCCCGGCCUGGCCUUCAUCGCCUACCCCCGAGCUGUGGUCCUCCUGCCCUUCUCUCCGCUCUGGGCCUGCUGCUUCUUCUUCAUGGUCGUCCUCCUGGGACUGGAUAGCCAGUUUGUGUGUGUGGAAAGCCUGGUGACAGCGCUGGUGGACAUGUACCCCAGCGUGUUCCGCAAGAAGAACCGGAGGGAGGUGCUCAUCCUUGGAGUGUCUGUCCUCUCCUUCCUCGUCGGGCUGGUCAUGCUCACGGAGGGCGGUAUGUACGUGUUCCAGCUCUUUGACUACUACGCAGCCAGCGGCAUGUGCCUUCUGUUUGUGGCCAUCUUUGAGUCCCUCUGUGUGGCUUGGGCCUAUGGAGCCGGGCGCUUCUACGACAACAUUGAAGACAUGAUCGGGUACCGGCCGUGGCCCCUUAUCAAGUACUGCUGGCUCUUCCUCACACCCGCUGUGUGCACAGCCACCUUCCUCUUCUCCCUGAUCAAGUACAGCCCGCUGACCUACAAUAAGAAGUACAUGUACCCGUGGUGGGGUGAUGCCCUGGGCUGGCUCCUGGCUUUCUCCUCCAUGGUCUGCAUUCCCGCCUGGAGCUUCUACAAACUCAGCACACUCAAGGGCUCUUUCAGAGAGAGAAUUCGCCAGCUCAUGUGUCCAGCGGAGGACCUGCCCCAGUGGGACCGAGCAGGACCCUCUGCCCCGGCCACACCCAGGACUUCACUUCUCAUACUCACAGAACCGGAGUCCCACUGCUAGGGGGCAGCCCUGGGAUGGCCCAGUGAGCCUGGCUGUGGAGACAGUGGUAGAAGCAAAGGGUGGAAGCAGCCCCCUGUGCUGCUUCCUGUGCUGCUAUGCGCCCCACCUGGGGCAGACAAGACAAGAGGGGACAUUUUGGAAU